Molecule: messenger RNA, 1987 nt
Organism: Tachysurus fulvidraco (yellow catfish)
Lineage: Eukaryota; Metazoa; Chordata; Actinopteri; Siluriformes; Bagridae
Gene: slc16a1b
Product: solute carrier family 16 member 1b
Exons: 5
Coding region: 219-1649 (476 amino acids)
Biological process (GO): transmembrane transport; monocarboxylic acid transport
Cellular component (GO): membrane
Molecular function (GO): monocarboxylic acid transmembrane transporter activity
Source: RefSeq, a predicted model, not a curated record
GACUACGGCGCAUGCGCACAAUCCUACAGUGAGAAAAGACAAACUUGGCUUCAGCGCACAUACCCAUGUACACGUCCACCAGCCGGAGGCGAGCACGCGUGGUCUGUCGGGGCUCAGAUGAACCUCUGCAGCCAACAGUGACUUAAAAAAAAUCAGGCAGGGAGUGUGUGUGCUGUUCAGCUGACUAUCUCUGAUUGUGUGCGAGUGGACGUGGAGAGAUGCCUCCAGCAACGGGCGGUCCGGUGGGCUACACCCCUCCAGAAGGAGGCUGGGGUUGGGCCGUAGUGGUCGGUGCUUUCAUCAGCAUCGGUUUCUCCUACGCAUUCCCCAAAUCUAUCACGGUGUUUUUCAAAGAUAUUGAGGUGAUCUUCGACGCCACCAGCAGUCAGGUCUCAUGGAUCUCCUCCAUCAUGCUGGCUGUCAUGUAUGCAGGAGGACCAAUCAGCAGCAUCCUGGUGAACAAGUAUGGUAGCCGACCAAUCGUCAUCAUCGGAGGCUGUCUGGCCAGCAUAGGCUUGAUCUCUGCAUCCUUUUGCAACACAGUGGAGGGACUAUACUUUUGUGUGGGAGUUAUAGGAGGUCUUGGUUUGGCAUUCAAUCUGAAUCCUGCUUUGACCAUGAUCGGAAAGUACUUCUAUAAGAAGCGUCCGAUUGCUAACGGCAUUGCCAUGGCCGGCAGCCCCGUGUUCCUCUCCACAUUGGCACCUCUGAACAGCUGGCUAUAUGAUCAGUUUGGCUGGAGGGGGAGUUUCCUUAUUCUUGGUGGUGCACUGCUUAACUGUUGUGUGGCCGGGUCACUGAUGCGACCCAUCGGACCAAAACCGCAGCCCACACCUGCUGUACAGGAUGAUGGGACCAGAGAACACAAGAAGAAAACAGUGAUGCAAACCAUCAACAGUUUCAUUGACCUGACGCUAUUUAAGCAUCGUGGUUUCCUGCUUUACCUCUUGGGCAAUGUAAUUAUGUUUUUUGGUCUGUUUGCACCACUCGUCUUCCUCAGCAACUAUGCAAAAAGCAUUGGCAUCUCCAAAGACAAGGCAGCCUUCCUGCUCUCCAUGCUGGCCUUCACAGACAUGGUGGCACGACCAUCUAUGGGCCUGUUGGCUAAUACCCGCUGGGUUCGUCCACGCAUACAGUAUUUCUUUGCGGCAGCAGUGCUGUAUAACGGGGUGUGUCACCUGUUGGCACCGAUAUCCGUGGACUAUCUGGGUUUCUCCAUCUAUGCAGUGUUUUUCGGUGUGGCAUUUGGCUGGCUCAGCUCAGUGCUCUUCGAGACCCUCAUGGACUUGGUGGGAGCGCAGAGGUUCUCUAGUGCCGUGGGCCUCGUCACCAUUGUGGAGUGUGGACCAGUGCUGCUCGGACCCCCCCUACUGGGCAAACUGAACGACAUCUACCACGACUACAAAUACACAUACAUCGGCUGUGGCAUUGUACUAGUCGUGGCCAGCAUAUUUCUGUUCGUCGGUAUGGGCAUUAACUACCAUCUGCUGGACCAAGAGAAGAAAGAGGAGGAGAGGAAAGCUGAGCUUGAAGUCAAGGAACAAGAAACUAACAUAGACAAUGCCAUACAAGAGAACAACGCUGAGAACGACGUGUCUAUACCGCUCACGCAAGCAGACGUGGCCAAAUCGGAAGACAGCGCUGUGUGAUGUUCGUGUAUGCACCGCAACACACGCUCAUGUGACACGCUCAUGUCCACAAUAAACAAGAACGAGUAGCAGAUGGAUUCACAUUUUAGAAUUGUAAUAAGAUUUAACUAGCCAUAUUGUACACACACACAGACACACACUCGCACACUCGAUGCAGACAUCCUCAUUCAUUCACAAACUAGCUAUAGACCAUCUUGUCUGUCAUGCUGGACUACUGCCAUCAGAUCAUUUCUCCUGCUUUGUCCUGUCUCUGCUUUUUCCACCAAAGAAAGUUCACGCAAACACUCCAGCGCAGUGGUGUUGGGUUUUUUUGUUUUUUUUUUUCCAAAAAGAAAAAG